Osmerus eperlanus (European smelt) is the source of this 4474-nucleotide messenger RNA. Its product is annotated as junctional cadherin 5-associated protein. The record is from RefSeq and is a predicted model, not a curated record. Gene Ontology annotation, biological process: positive regulation of blood vessel endothelial cell proliferation involved in sprouting angiogenesis. The coding region runs from base 7 to 4380 and encodes 1457 amino acids. Gene Ontology annotation, cellular component: ruffle membrane; adherens junction. The transcript has 3 exons. Lineage: Eukaryota; Metazoa; Chordata; Actinopteri; Osmeriformes; Osmeridae.
ACCACCAUGUACAGCGUCGAGGACCUCCUCAUUUCGCACGGAUACAAACUGCCCAAGACCGUCUCCACCUCCUCGUCCUCGUCAGUUGCCACCGCUUCCGCCGCCGCCGCCGCACCGUACGACAAGCGCUACGCUGACUGCCACCGUGAAACCAACGCCGAGAACAGGCCCGGUCGCGGAGCGCUGAGCGGCUAUGAAGCAGACCGGGGAGCAUGCGUCUACGGCAGCAGGCAGGCGCUGGUUCUGGCGAAGGGCUACCCCGCCGACAGUGAGCACCAGAGGAGAAAAGAAGCUGGCAGUGGUAACCUAGGUGACGCGCAGCCCCUGGGCGAUUCUCUCGCCACGGAUAGUGGCUUCUACGACGCUCCCAGCCUGAGUUAUUCCGAGCAGCUGCUGAGCCACGAUGAGAGGGACGUCUCCUACUGGAGGAGGCGUGGCCAGGACUUCAGCGUCCUCCUCGACUACGCCGACGGCAGGGAGCUGAGGGCGUCGGCGGGGUCAUGGAGGCCCCAGGCCCUGGUGGCGGCCGGGGAGCACCGGGAGAGGCAGCAGCAGCUGUGGGAGGACCUCUCCUGGCUGAGGGACCCUGACUCGGCCCCGGGGCAGCUGAGGGUGACCGGGGAGAGGAAGUGCCAGAGCCUGGGCACGGAGGAGUGGAAGCCCGCAGUGGGGCUGGGGAGGCAGCUGUCGGACGGCGAGGGUGAACGCUGGGCGCAGGAGCAGCAGCACCGCUUGAGGAUGACGGAGGGCGCACCCCUCCCCAGAGCCCGGGGGAAGUCCCAGUCCCUCCCCAGAGUGCUAUCGCCCGACGGAACGGAGCACACCGACAUGGUUCUGUCCAGACAGGGCCAGCUCGACAGACAAAGAGUGAACAGCACUGUCUUCUCCGGGCCUUACAGUAGGUAUUAUUACAGCGCCGCCAUCGGUAGGGACCGCUGGGGCAGGGGCUGGCCAAGCGGCCAUGUUGCACUUUUACCAAAGCCCAGGUUCAGCAGGCCUGUUAAGCCUCCGUCGUAUGAGAUUCACCAGCAGACUCGGGGUAGCUCGGAGACGCUCGCUGCCGAUCAGGGGCUCAAACAGAAAGACAGACCCAUCUAUUAUUACCCCAGGGGCGGGGAACUGCAGAGACAGGACUAUUUCGCACAACACUCUGCCAUCUUUGGUGUAGAGCCCCCAGGUUACAUCCCGCCUCCGUCUUAUAAAAGAGCCCCACUGCCAAGGGGAGGCCCGAUCAAUCGCAACGAGCUGACCAACUACAGGUGGAGGGGGGAGGUCUUGCAGGUGCCUGUCAGUUCGGAGGCGGCGAGGUGGUUCUCCCGACAGACGGGAGGUUCGUGGCUCGAACAUUACGGGGAUCGAGGCGCGCCCUAUCGAAGACACGUGCAUCCCGGAUACAGUGAGGAGCACCUGGGACACGUGCGUUAUUUACCCUUCGAUGACCCGCGAGUGAGACAUAACUCAGGAGGGCCUGGUGGAAAUUCUCUCACGGACUCGGACAAGGUCCGAAACAUCAACAAAGAGAUUCCCUGCGCUAAGGUUUUAGGACAAUCUACAAAUGAUAGUGCCUUUUCACCCCCCCAGGGGCCAUCUGUUAAUACUGACGGACGCAAGGCAUCCAUCAACGACAAUGACAGCAGUAAUCGGUGGUGCAACAGGGGCAUAAGCAAAGGAAGUGACAGUGUAGCUUGUGAACAAAGCAGCGGGAGCUACCCCGCGGCUUUUCAGGUCCGCCAACCUCCACCUCCUCCCCCACAGAGCAAGCCUGUGGACCAGGGCGUGGCCGAAACUGUGAAAAAGAGCGAGCCUGAACCAGAGAAGGAGAGACCUAAAAGCAUACGGAAGAAACUCAACGAGACGAUCUUUUGUUUGGUGUCGGUUCCCGCUCCCCCGGCGCCCAGUGGGACGACCCGCGAUCAGAACAACAACGACGAGAAGCCGCCCGACCAGGUGGACAGUCCCAGCGAGAACAAAACCGGCCACUUAACAAACCAAAGUCUCCAAAGCACAUCUUCAGCUGAGGCCGAGCUGCAAGCACUAACUGGUAGCAUAGCAAGCAGCUUAACGAGCAGCAGAGCGAGUAGCAAAGUAGUAAGAAGAGUCCCCUGUAGACCCCCUAAGAUAAACCAUUACAAGGAGCUGAAGUUAUCGGGUUCCUGGCCUGCCAACCAGUACCGGGACCAGGAGACGCAAACGAGCCCAGAGGCCCGAAAGCCCGCCCCUCCAGGACCUGAAAACAAGGAAGCACAAGAGCCUGUUCCCCAAGGCUCGGACGUCGCCCCCGACAGCGGCGUGGGCGGCGCCGCGUUCAGCUAUCCCAUAAAGGGCGUGAAGAGCCUCAAACCGUCCAGCAACAGCGCCUUUUCCCGGACGUCCACUUUCUCCAGCCAGCUGAACAAGAGCACAGCUCCGACGCCAGCACCACCCUCAGGAAACGCAGAGGAGGACGAGGCGGCCAAACCAGCAGCGGCCGCCGUCGCAGCAGCCAGCGGCGGCGGCGGGCAGGAAGCCUUCGGACAGUUCCUGCUCAAACCCGUCAGCCGACGCCCGUGGGACGCCAUCGAGGAGCUGGAGACCAUCAACAAGGAGCUCCAGAAUCAGCAGAGCAGCAAGCGGCCCAGCGUGGACCAGUGCAUCGAGGACCUGAACGAAGCUUACAAAGACAUCCUGGAGCUAGGCACUGCCAGCAAUAAAGUCUCCAGCGACUCCAAUGUGCAGAUCCCGGAGCGGAUCAAGAUCAGGAUGUCGGGGGAGCCCCUGAACAAGCCGAGCAGCCUGCGGCGCAGCAUGGACAGCUGGUCGGCGUCCGUCGACCCCGAGUACAGGGAGGUCAAGAGCGCUUUCUCCCGCCCGGCGGCCAAAUCGGUAACCUUCAGCAAGCAGCUUAGAGAGGAGUUGCCUGUCCCGCCACGGGAAACAGGCUUCCGAGAAUACAGGGUCAUCCCGAACCUCUCCCACAAGAGGAACAGCGACGGCAGGACGGUCAAGCUCGACCUCCCGGACGAGCCUAUCGAGACGCCAUUAUGUGACUUCAGCCCGACGACACACGCCACAGCCGCCGAGGUCCCCUGGGCGGACCGACAGCCCAUGCAGGACGCCUCCACCCUGACGAGCCCGCCGGAUUACGAGGACAUUUGUCAGACCCUGCGCCAGUCGAGAGACACGACGGAGGCCAAGACGUGUAGAUCGAAACCCGGGGCCGGCGACUCGGACCCCCCCCAGGAUGACCGUGUGGACUCUGAAGAGGAAUGCCCCAUUUGUAGGAGAGAGAGCGAGAGCCAGAUGAGACAGCUGCCCAUGCCUCCGCUCCACGAGGAGGACUGCUCGGAGCUGACCAACCAAAAUGGCGCAUCCGAGGACACCGGUGCUGAGCAGUGUCCCGCCUCAGAAAACAGGGCGGAGGGGGGAGAAACACCGGAACGCACGGAUUUGAGCUCAAAUCAAUCCGAGCCAAACGUGCGCCCUGAUGGGGAGGAGCAGCCGUCGCCAGCAGAUGAAAACGCGGGCGGCGCUGAGACCGCCAUUCCAACCGAGAACCCAAACGAUCCACGCGAGGUCAAAUUUGCAGAGGGCGCGUCAGAGAGUGAAUCUAUAGAGGAGAGGGCAGCUAGGAUAUUAGGGAUCGAUGUGCCUGCAGAGUCCUUGGUCACAGAGGAGAAGAGCGCGAGCGAGUUAGCGACAGGAGGAAUGGAAUCCGCCGAGAACGAAACGACUCGACAUGUGCCUGAGAGCGGUGUGGACAAACUGACAUCUGGUGAGAAAGAGGAGCUGGAGGCCCCGGACUCCCAGUCUGCGGGGUCUGCCGACAGGCAGGAACAAGAGAAGAAGCAGCAGGCCGUCCUAGAACCGAGGAUUGUUUUGCGGGCCCAUCUGGGUCGAGACCACCCAGGAAUACCAGAGUUCCCACCAGACAGACUGCCUCUCUCGGUCCCCCUCAACCCCGACCACAGGCUGUCUCUCAGUGUGGAGGGAGAGAGGAGGAGCCGAUGCCCCUCGCAGAGGAUUGAAGCCCUGCAGGACAAACUAGCCGCCUCCCCUAGCCGGGUAGCGGUAGAACGCCUGGCACGGAUGAAGGAGGUGGACUCUGUCUCCCGCAUGAGGAGACUCAGCAUCAGAAGCACAGACUCUGGGGAGGGGGAGGCCAGCGGUGGCCAGGAAGAGGAGGCUCUCCCUACUCCUCUCAGAAAUAAAGUGGAUGAUGGAGAGGUUUCCCAGACUGCAACAGUCUCUAUGGAGACAGUGUUGCAAGACCAAGACAAGGCACUGUCUGUUUCAGUAUCCCCUCCGCUGUGUCCCAGAGGUCUUCGACUCGAGCCGGACGAAGAAAGCGUAGAGAGACCACGCCCGUCAUCUCCAUUGGAGGUUUUAGCUCCAACACUGUGACCUGGCUGCCCACUAGAUUGCCUUCAUCUCAUCCCAACACAGAAAUGGCCUUCUUGUCCGACAAGAGCAUUGUGUACAACACCCUCACCCUCUG